Daldinia caldariorum is the source of this 940-nucleotide messenger RNA. RefSeq lists its product as uncharacterized. The transcript is spliced from 3 exons. Lineage: Eukaryota; Fungi; Ascomycota; Sordariomycetes; Xylariales; Hypoxylaceae. The coding region runs from base 252 to 806 and encodes 184 amino acids. The record is from RefSeq and is a predicted model, not a curated record.
UUUCUAUCAAAUGUCAACAUACGAACGUCGAAAUGCAUUAUGCACCUACGAUAAGAUAGCAUCAUGGUAACUAAAGCAAUUAUUUCUUCAGCAAUAAUACAACGCUUAGCUUCGCUUGCUUGCCAUCAGCAUUAAUAUUGCUUCUUUUACACUGCUGCAAUUACGGUAAAACAGAAUAAAAUAAAAUAGAAUACAUUGCAAUCAAAAGAUACCUCGUCCCCAAUCGAAAAAAAAAGAAGAAAAAAAAAAGCAUGCCCGACCGCCCACCUCCUCACGCCCGCCCGGGCACCAACAGGACCGCGCGCGCGAACACGGCGGGCAUCCGGCGCAACCUGUUCCAGAACCAGCUCACGCGGCGCCCGACGCCCACAACGACAACGACGGCGGCGGCGGCGGCGGCGGCGAUGGCGACGACGACGUCCUCCUCCCAGUCGUCCGCCAACUCCAACAACUCGGCCGAGACGCUGCGCCUCGGCGACGUCGAGGUCCUGUCCGACACCUCCGAUAUCGUCGUCCGCGACAAGAACGGCGAGUUCGACGUCGGCGACCCGCCUACCCCUCCGCUCGACGACCCCGAGGAGGCCGGCGGCCCCGGCCCCGGCGCGUUGGACGACGCCCAGGAGAACGAGCGCGAAAGACAAAGAUUGGCAGAAGCGGUCAAACACUACCAGGUAAAUCUCAAUCGCACGCCGGCGCAACCCGAAGAAAUCCUAGAGACGCUCCGAGCCAGCAUGAGAGCCAAAGUAGCAGCACUAGCCGAAGACAACUGGAUGUACGAGCCAGAAGAGCAGCAGCGGCCGCAAUGAUAUUCUCUUUUCGUCGUGGAAAAUAGUAUGCUACGAUGCCUAAUGAGACCGCUAUACGGAUUCCCACCCAAAACGACCAACCUAAGGUUACCUUAGGUAGUGGUAGUCUAAGUACUACCUAAGUAGUAUGUUAA